Molecule: messenger RNA, 1575 nt
Organism: Nipponia nippon (crested ibis)
Lineage: Eukaryota; Metazoa; Chordata; Aves; Pelecaniformes; Threskiornithidae
Gene: TMEM266
Product: transmembrane protein 266
Biological process (GO): monoatomic ion transport; transmembrane transport
Cellular component (GO): dendrite; plasma membrane
Molecular function (GO): voltage-gated channel activity; monoatomic ion channel activity
Source: RefSeq, a predicted model, not a curated record
AUGACCAAUCCUCAGCCUACAAUAGAAGGUGGUAUUUCAGAAGUUGAGAUAAUUUCACAACAAGUGGAAGAAGAGACUAAAAGCAUUGCUCCUGUACAACUUGUUAAUUUUGCUUAUCGAGAUCUACCUUUAGCUGCACUUGAUCUGUCUGUGGCUGGGUCCCAGCUUUUGUCAAAUUUGGAUGAGGAGUACCAAAGAGAAGGAUCUAACUGGCUAAAACCGUGCUGUGGGAGACGAGCAGCUGUGUGGCAGGUAUUUUUGCUCAGUGCAAGUCUCAACAGUUUCCUGGUAGCCUGUGUAGUAUUGGUGGUGAUUCUUCUGACUCUGGAGCUCCUAAUAGAUAUAAAGCUUCUCCAGUUUUCAAGUGCUUCACAGUUUGCAGGAAUAAUUCACUGGAUCAGCCUAGUCAUCCUGUCUGUUUUCUUUUCAGAGACUAUUUUGAGGAUUGUGGUCCUUGGCAUAUGGGAUUACAUUGAAAACAAAAUAGAGGUGUUUGAUGGUGCUGUCAUAAUCUUGUCCUUGGCACCGAUGGUGGCCUCCACAGUGGCUAAUGGCCCCAGCAGCCCCUGGGAUGCUAUCAGCCUUAUUAUCACACUACGAAUAUGGAGAGUGAAGAGGAUCAUUGAUGCCUAUGUCCUUCCAGUGAAAGUGGAGAUGGAGAUGAUGAUUCAGCAAUAUGAGAAGGCAAAGGUUAUUCAAGACGAGCAGCUGGAAAGACUAACUCAGAUCUGCCAAGAACAAGGGUUUGAAAUCAGGCAGCUGAGGGCCCACCUUGCUCAGCAGGAUUUGGAUCUGGCUGCAGAGAGAGAGGCUGCGCUGCAGGUCCCACACGUACUGAACAAACAGAGCAGCAACAGGUACAAGGUGGUAGCAACUGAAGAUUCAGAUGAUGAAGCCACUGAGAACAUCACUGAGCUGCGGCCUCCACGAGAGGAUGACAUGAAUAAUUACAUCAGUCGAUACCGCAAUGAGCCUAGCAGUGACAGCGGCGUCCCCGAGGCAGCCAUCUGCGUGGUCACCACCGCCGCCAUCGACGUCCAUCGCCCCAACAUCUCUUCUGACCUCUUCACAGUGGAGGUGCCGAUGCGCCUGGGCAGCACCGGGACGUCCGCCAGCAUCACGUCCGGCAGUGCCUCGCGGUCGACCGUCAGCUCAGGCACCCAGGCCUGCAGCGAGAGCAGCCAGACGCUGGGCUCCUCCCCGGACUGCAGCACGGCCUGCGAGGAUGCUGCAGAGGCUGGCGCCAACCCGCGGGCUGACCUCGCGCCCACCCGGCAGCGGGUGGCCCACGCCGUGGUGCAGGAGCUGCUGUCGUCCCUGUCGGAAGAGGCCUGUCUGGCGCAGAAGGGGCUGGAUCCUGUCAACCUGAAGCUGCCCAGCCCGGCGGGCUCAGUAGGGACCAGCCCCGACCUGGGCCACCGGCUCAGCGUCUACAACCGUAGGAACCAGGAGAGCCUCAAUGUCUUCCAGCUCAAGCCACUCAUCGACUGCCCGCAGGGUGCCCCAAUGAUUGAUGAGAAGUAUGGGGCGCUGGGGCCCCCGGAGCCACGGCUGGGCAGGGUUCCUGAGGCAUAG